Molecule: messenger RNA, 852 nt
Organism: Striga asiatica
Lineage: Eukaryota; Viridiplantae; Streptophyta; Magnoliopsida; Lamiales; Orobanchaceae
Source: the annotation of a GenBank genome assembly
AUGGCCCCACCACCACCACCACAUUCUUUUCCCUCCAAAAUUUCAGCCGGCGCCGCCAUGAACUCCGGCAAGAGAAAGAUGACGGACGUUGUCGGCGGGGCUGCCGACCAAACGCCGGCAAAUAACCAACUCCAUUUCUUUAGCAGUCUCCCGAGCGGCCUCCACUUUGCACCUCCGAGCGGCCCUCCGGCCGACGGCGGCCGCCAGUCGCAGGUGCAGCAGAUACUCAACGCCGCCGCCGCUCGGCCACGCAAACCAUUCUCCUUUACAUCCCUGCUGAUGGCCGACGAUGAUGAUGACGUGGACCCCCUCGCAGCGGAUAUCAGAAGCCAGAGGGAACAAGUCAAUCAAAUCAUCUCGCUCCACACGGAUAUUCUCAAGCAGGCCCUCGGAGGCCAGCUGGAGAAAAACAACUGGGCCAUCAAGCGGGCCGCGGACCAGCGGGCCCAACAAAAGCUCAAACAGAAAGAAACCGAGCUGCAAAUACGGUCCGCCCAGAACACAGAGCUAGCCAAGGAGGCCGAGCACUACAGAAAGGAAGCCGAGGGGUUGCAGGACAAGGUGGACCGCCUGAAGCAGGCUGCCGAGUCUCUCAAGACGUGGCUCGACAAGGACCACUGGGCCCACCAGUAUGGGGAAACGGACUCGUCCUCGUCAAACGAGGAGCCCAACAAUGUGGCCCGGCCCAUCCGACUCGACUGCAGGGCCUGCAGCCGACAGCUGGCCACGGUGAUGAUGUGGCCGUGCCGCCACGUGUGCAUCUGCUCGAGCUGCGAGGGAGCCUUUCGGACGUGCCCUGUUUGCCGGACGCUGAAGAAGAUGAGCAUUGAGGUCAUUUUUCCUCUAGACUGA